AUGGCAGCGAUGACGUCUUCCACCUCGUCCGAAGGUGGGCUCCGUUUCUUCUCGGGGGAUUCCGAGGAUGGCCGUGAGUAUAAACGCUGGAAGCAAUGGGUGAAGAAUAAACUGCUGACGCUUGACAAGUUGGCGGAGGGCUCCAGAGGGGCCUACAUAUACACCCUUCUCUCUGGCAAGGCCUUGGAGGCCGUGGAACAUUUAGAUCCCGAAAGCUAUCAGAAGAAGGGCGGAGAUGAUGCCCUAUGGGCCAUUUUAGACAAGCGAUUCCCUCAGCAGGAGACAGUGGAUGAGCUGGGGGAGAUCCUGACCGAGAUCUUUGGCCUUCGCUCGCAUGAAGGCGAAUCCAUGAGACAAUGGACCGCCAGGGCAUCCGAGCUGAUGGACAAAUGUCACCGCAAAACUGGAGUCUCAUUUCCGGAUGAGGCCAGGGGAUGGCUGCUACUCCAUCGAGCUGCUUUGUCGGAAGAGCAAAAGGCGGUGGUGAUCGCCAGAGCUCGAGGUGACUUGAAGCGAGAAUCCAUCGCCUCCGCACUUCGAUCCUGCUACCCAGAGCUGGUCAUGACUCGCAAGCGUGCUGGAGUGGCAAUUGCCGAGGAACAAGAUGGUGGCGAUGACACUGCUGAGAUAUGGGAUGAUGGUUUUUCCGACAUUGAGCAGUUGUUGGAAGAUCACCAUGCUGGUGUCGAGGCGGGACCCGACACCGAGACCUUCCAGGAGUCCGAAGAACUGGAUUUUGUAGCUUCAGUGAUGGCGACGCCUACGUUGCUGGAGCGAGUUCGCAAGCAUGUGAAUGACAAGAGCGUGAUUCGUGCUGCAGUGAUCAAGGGUGAUGCUCCAUUGUUGUUGAGCCGCACAGCACUCAAGACACUGGGUGCGACUCUGGACUUUGCACAUGACAGCCUCCAGGUGUUUGGAAAGACAAUUCCCCUCCAAACCAACAGUGCUGGACAGUAUGUAGUGCAAUUGACUGGGGAGGAUUCCGUGUGUUCGCCCGCAGCCGCUUUUACAGAAGUGAUGGCAUCUGUGGAGGCCUCUCCAGGUCCCACGGCAUCUCAUGAGCAUGUUGAUGAGCCGCAGCUUGAGCCGGAAAUGCCUGUGGCAAACGCCCCCGAGUUGAUCUCGCCGACAGCACCUGACACGGCGAUUUGGGAGCAGGAGGACUGUGAUGUCGUCACCACCCCAUGGUUGUCUCGCCAAGGGCCAGCAUGGAAGCAUGUGUUUCGUAGGAGCACCGUUGAACAAGAGCUCACGACAGAGAAGCCACGUCUUCUGGUGUUGUGCCCGCCGUGCACUGACGAAGGAACUGCAGAGUGGAUCUUGUUGCUUUUGGCUGAGACCAUAGACGGCCCCCUGCAGAUUCGCGAUCGCAUUUUGGAACGAUCCAUCGAAGUGCCUGCUUCUCAGCGGUUUCCUCCCAGCCUCACCAUGGCUGGUACCAGUCAGCGUUUGUCCUCAGCAGUUGAUGAGUUGCUGCAGAGGGUCCGAGAUGAAGGAUCCAUGGACUCCCUCCUGAAGGAGCUGGGGUAUGAGUUAGGUGAGUUCGAGCUUGUUCGUGAAUCCGAAGGUCAAGGAAGUAUGACGGAUGCUUCCAAGAGGCGCAUGGUUGAUGAAGCCUCACCACUACCACAGAGGCCUAUGGUUCGAGCAGCCAAAACUCGUGCCUCGUCAAAGUUGCCGUCCGGAGUGAGCAGCAUGGAAGAGUGGGGCCGUACACUGGUAACGGCCGGAAAGUUCGAGAAGCACGAGAUUUCGUACUCAGAGCUGGCAUCAUCGAGUGAGACUUCUAAGGUCAAGUACGUUCAGUGGAUGAUCAAUCAGAGUGACCGCAGUGACCUCUCACCAGUGGUCCAGGACAUGGCCAAUUAUUUUGUGGCCAAUGCCCGCGAGAAGGAGGGACACGGCCCAUGCAUCCCCGGUGACAACCAUGUCGAGGCCACACUCUACACACCAGGCAGCGGGACCUCCACCGAAUUCCACCGACACCUCGACAGGGUGAGCACGAGGAGCACUCGCGCCUCAGGUACCCCCCUCUCGUUACGAGCCACCGGAGCUGGAACAACAAAUGCUGCAGGCUGCCGUGGCAUUUCUGGGUGCAUUUUCUUGGGAGCUGUCUUGGGAGCUGCCUCCAUCCUGGCAUAUGUCCGCUCCGUUGAGGUGCAGAUCGAGACCCAGGCACCCUAUCGAAGAGCAGUGAUCACCAACUGCAAGCGGGUUGCCCAGACCUUGUGGCCCCGCAGCUCCCUGGAGCUCUAUGGCUCCUACGCCAGUGGCCUUGGCCUUCGGACCAGCGGCCUGGAUCUGCUCCUCAAGGUGCACCCGUCUUUCCAUGGCUUUGCAACCUCCGAGACGCCAGAGGAGCAGUCGCGGCAGCUGGGCCGUGUGUUUCGUCCAGCGGUGAAACCACCCAUGGAGCCCAACCGGCUGCCGGGGUCUGGGGUCGGUGACGUCCGGGCGGACAUGCGGAAGAAGCGACAGAAGCGACCACGUAUACCUUCCAAAGAAUGGAAGUUCAUGUUCAAUCGCCCAUGGCUUUCUGACCACUCCACCACUCCCGACGAAGCCAUCGAGGCAGCCUUGUCGCCCAUCGAGGAGGACGAUGAGCAGCUUCGACAGUUGAAGUUGGAGGAAGUCUCGCCAGCCCAUUCAGCACGCUCGGUGCGGCCGCUGCAAGGAUGGCAGCAGCAGCUUUCGGACCGCUUGGCCAAGGAGAAAUGGGUGGUCAGCGACUCCAUUCGCGUCGCCGCGCAUGCCGCCAUUCCGGUGCUCUCCUUCGCCGCGGCGCCCGAGGUGAAGCGGGUCAGUCCGGAGAACGAACUGUCCUUCAUGGCCUGCCAGGGUCCCCGGUGCUGUAAGCGCCUGGUCCCGAAGGAGCUGGUUUUUGGUCCAGGCUCCACCCGCGUGGACAUUUGCCUCCAUGACUCUGGCUAUCGUGGCUUGCGGAGUAAGGCACUCAUCAACUUCUUGCUGAAUCGCUUCCCUUUGGCCAGGCCGGUAACCUUGGUGCUAAAGCAAUGGCUUAUCGAGCAAGCCUAUUCCAUGUCUCACAGUGGAGGCCUUUGCUCGUAUGGUUUGCUCCUGAUGGUCAUUGCCUUCCUACAGUACAGCCCGGCCAACACGGCAGCUGCGGCCUUGGUGGGUUUCCUGAACUUUUAUGGCCACCGCUUCGAUCCUCAGCUCUACGGCGUCAGUGUGGCUCGGAGCGCCUUUCUCCCGCGGAAGAGCCCGACGAGCUGGCCUCCACAGCAGGCAGAGCUAGUGGAGCGAGGCUUUCUGUCGAACCCCGGUGCUGCCGGCAUGGUUCGGAUGCUGCUGGACCGUUGGUGUUCAAGCAGCUUGGGGUGGUGUCGUACGUGUGCUUCCAGGUGCUGGAAACAGCAAAAGAACAUGGCUCCCUGCAUGUAUAAGUAA
Messenger RNA from Durusdinium trenchii, 3411 nucleotides. The record is from the annotation of a GenBank genome assembly. NCBI's taxonomy places the organism in Eukaryota, Dinophyceae, Suessiales, Symbiodiniaceae.